AUGCACUUUCCUUUGUUGCUACUGCUCAGCAGCCUCUGGAGCAGCCCAGCGCACGCCGACAGUCAAGUGGGCGACGAAUUCUGCUUCCGCGCGGUCCAAUACAGCCUCAAGAACCUCAUCUUCUUGGACACAGCAGUCGGCGCGCCCAAGCCCGUCCGACCUUGCACGAGCCGCCUGCGCACGGCAUCGUUGUACUUGAGCUUGCAGCAGUACUGCACACCGGAGAGCCGGGCGCCAGGGUUGCGCGAAUAUCAGGCUGGGUGUCUCGAGCGCGCAAAUGUCUCCUUGCCGGCGUUCGAGGAUGUCGUUUCGCAGUAUGGCCCCGAGGAUGUGCGGAGCUUGAGACGCGUCCAGCCGGACGAGGUUACGCGCAAGGCGCUAGAGCUGGAAGAGGUCGCGCUGCCGUCGCAGGUGCUGUGGCGUCGGGCGUUGGAUACGCUGAGCAUCGCGCAAUUUGAGCAUGAUAUUCAUAUCACAUACGGGCAUGCGAUGUACUAUUUCUGGGCCUCGGUGGUCGCCAUAGGAAUGCUUUUUCGGUUGUCAGCCCUCUUUAAAGGCAUUCGGAAGCAAGGUGGAUGGAAACUCAUCCCGGACAGCGAAGACGGGAGCUCUGAGGAUUUCCCUAGGAAGGUCAAGCCCGGCAUCCUCAGCCUCCCAGGGACAUAUCUGAAGAGAUACAUCACCACACCGGCCACCUUUGGCUACCGCUGCUCGCAGAACAUUGGCUGGUGUACUCUUCCCCCUCGGAUACAAUCUUUAACCGUAGUGGUAUUCAUUAUCAUCAACAUCGUCCUUUGCUCGGUCGAUUACUAUGCUUUCCCGGGAAAUUUAUAUUGGCCUGAGGUCUCCACCCAACUUUGGAGGUACUUUUCAGAUAGAACCGGCGUUAUAGCGUUCGCCAACUUCCCACUGGUAUGGCUCUUUGGAAUCCGUAACAACUUGCUCAUGAACAUUUUGGGCUGGGGUUUUGGGACAAUGAACAGCUUUCACAGGUGGGUGGCCAGGGUAGCCACAAUAGAAGCAAUCGCACAUUCGAUCGGAUACACUGUUUUGGUGUUUAGAGACGGCGGCUGGAACGAUUUUAUGAUGUACUGGACAAUCCCGUGGUGGCAGUGGGGUGAACUGGCUACAAUCGCUAUGGUUAUGAUCUGCGUAUUUUCUGUGUACGGGCUCCGCCGCAGCUUCUACGAGCUAUUCCUCUUCCUUCACAUCACCAUAUCCGUAGCCGUCUUGGUGGGUAUGUGGUACCACAUCUCCAUCUUCGACGGCGAAUACAAUGCCUACAUCUGGCCAUGCGUGUGCAUCUGGCUUGCAGACCGCCUCCUCCGCGGCGCGCGCAUCCUCGCCUUCAACCCCAAGUUCUGGUGCACGCGAGCGCGCACCACCUACGACAGCAGCUCCAACAUCAUCCGCAUCAGCAUCCCCUGCUCUUCCAGCCUCAUCGCGCCCAUCCCAGGCGCCUACUACUACCUUACCUUCCUCGACGGUGUGCGCAUCUGGGAAAACCACCCCUUUACGCUCUCCUACUCCACCGACCCUUCCCACCAACAUUCCGACACAGACAUGGCCACAGCAACACCCGCAGAACCGCCCUCCCUCGUCUUCCUCAUCCGCCCUUACAAAGGCCUCACAGCCCGCCUCCGCGCCGCCGCCCUCUCCUCCCCGUAUAAAUACAAUCCCCCCGUCCUAGUCGAAGGCCCCUACGGCGCUCCUGUCCCGCUGCGCACCUUCCGCCACGUCCUGUUCCUGGCCGGCGGCACCGGCGUCGCGACGCCCUUGUCGUAUCUCGCGUCCCUGCUUCUCGAGGAGGACGACGACGCUCAUACGCACCCGCACCCGCUUCCACGCCGCGUACACGUCGUAUGGGCGGUGCGAGAACGAGCAUUCCUGGCCGAGGUGCUGGACAUCGACCUGCGGAGCCGGGGGCUACUAGUGAGCGAACAGAUGCGGCUCACGGCGUUUGUGACAGGGGACGGGACGAAAGACGACGCCGCUGCCGACGUCGCAGACGAGGCGCUGGGCGUAGGCGUGGGGGCUGCAGAAGGCGAGGCAGCAAUAGCGGUGCACGCGGGCAGGCCGGACGUCGAUGCCGUGGUGAAACAGGCGGCGGAGGAGGCGGCUGGUCAGGGCCUUGCGGUCGUGGCGUGCGGGCCGGCGGCUAUGGCUGAUGAGGCGCGGAGGGCUGUUGUGAGGGUUUUGGGGAGGGAGAUGGUGGGAGUAGGGGUUGAGUAUUUUGAGGAGAGCUUUAAGUGGUAG
Messenger RNA from Aplosporella prunicola CBS 121167, 2256 nucleotides. RefSeq lists its product as uncharacterized. Lineage: Eukaryota; Fungi; Ascomycota; Dothideomycetes; Botryosphaeriales; Aplosporellaceae. Gene Ontology annotation, biological process: iron ion transport; intracellular iron ion homeostasis; copper ion import. The transcript has 7 exons. Gene Ontology annotation, cellular component: plasma membrane. The record is from RefSeq and is a predicted model, not a curated record. Bases 1 to 2256 code for a protein of 751 amino acids. Gene Ontology annotation, molecular function: ferric-chelate reductase activity.